Messenger RNA from Solenopsis invicta (red fire ant), 2508 nucleotides. Its product is annotated as proclotting enzyme. The record is from RefSeq and is a predicted model, not a curated record. The transcript is spliced from 7 exons. Gene Ontology annotation, biological process: proteolysis. Bases 524 to 2248 code for a protein of 574 amino acids. Gene Ontology annotation, molecular function: serine-type endopeptidase activity. Lineage: Eukaryota; Metazoa; Arthropoda; Insecta; Hymenoptera; Formicidae.
ACAGCCGCGAUGAUGGCGAAGUGACAGACGUAGCCUGAACGUGAUUCAUCGAACGUACGUUUACGGAUUCCCCGAUCUUCUUCCUUUUCGCGCGAUAUCAUCCAGAAGGAGAGGAUGCUCCGAGUACACUUAACUUCUAUUUUCCUUGUUGCAUUCGUCAAGGUAUUCUGCGAAUCGUCUCGUACAAGUUGAAUGAUACGACUCGACUCAUGAUUGUCUCGACUCGCGGUGUCCCUACUACCGCAUCCGACCACGUCUUUGACGUGGAAAUUGUGUUCCGUUUCGAGUCGGUAGAAAACGGCUCAGUCUCGUGAAGGUUUGACAAGAUCGUGGGCAUAACUCCGAGGACUUGCACAUCUGAAUCCGGGGACUUUGAACCAUCAGAAAGCGCUCCAGAGUGAUUCGCCGAAAAGUGCCUCAAAAAAAGUGCCUCGGAAAUAUAGUGGAUAUCUUUUUGACGAAGAGAGUGUUCUUCAACACGAAACGGCAAAUUUUUGAAAAAUCUGUGACAGAUCCUCACGAAAUGGCUAAGCUGUGCAUCUUGAUUGCGUUGCUGCCGCAGUUACUUUGCACACUAGUACAAGGACAGAAAUCUCCGUGUCCUCAAUACUUCACUUUUAUAUCAAAACCUGGAACAGACGAAGUAAUGGGACAGAUCGAAAUUCAAUCCCCACCAAAAACUGGUGAUCUCCAAUUGAAAAUAGCUUUUCAAAUAAAUGCAGAGUUGCCUUCAGAAUAUGUUGGUCACUUGGAAUUGGCACGAUCACUAGAGGAAUCUGCUCAAGCUGUUUAUGAGGACAAGAAUUUGUUGUAUUAUGUUCAUUUUCCCUUACGCCAUGUAAUUCCGACAGUGACCGGGAUAUGGUUCAAUGACCAACAAUAUUGUUCAGAUCAUAAAGAUUUUGUUUCAGCAACUGAAGAUAUCAUAAUUACUAUCACGUUGGAACAUACUCUCACAUUGCCAGACAAGAUCCCACGACGAUAUACUCCCUCGCCUCAAACUCCGAGACCGACUCUCUGGCCUCAACCUCCGAGACCGACUCUCUCGCCUCAAACUUCGAGACCGACUCCCUCGCCGCAAACUCCGAGACCGACUCUGUGGCCUCAACCUCCGAGACCGACUCUCUGGCUUCAAACUCCGAGACCGACUCUCUGGCCUCAAACUCCGAGACCGACUCCCUCGCCUCAAACUUCGAGACCAACUCCCUCGCCUCAAACUCCGAGACCGACUACCUCGCCGCAAACUCCGAGACAGACUCUCUGGCCUCAACCUCCGAGACCAACUUUCUGGCCUCAAACUCCGAAACCGACACCAAUAAGUCAGCCAACUACUCAGAAGAUAAUUACUAAUGUCACCCUCUCUCCGGGAAUUAACCAGAAUCCAUUCUUGAUGAAAUGGAUCCCGGCGCCGAACUCAAAUUACAAAUGUGGUGUCAGCAGUAGAUCUGGACAUCCAAAGUAUCUGGUUGUUAACGGAGAUAAGAUAUCGCCAGGUCAAUGGCCGUGGCUAGUGGCACUCUUCGUUGCUAACAAACGGAUUGAAUUCGACUUUCGUUGUGGUGGUAGUAUCUUGACGAACCAACAUAUUUUAACAGCGGCGCAUUGCCUGAAGUUGGACUUGAAUAGCAACGACACUUUUCCCCCUAAUGUGUUAAUAGUGGCCUUAGGUCGAUUUAAUUUGACCCAUUGGCGUGAAAAGGAAUCCACGAAUCGCGAGGUCGCAAACUAUACGAUCCAUCCCCACUACGCGCAUUCUUUCACCGGCGAUUCUGAUUUGGCGAUUUUAAAACUCAGGGAAACCGUCGACUAUAACGUCUACAUCAAACCUAUUUGCCUGUGGUCCGGUGCAACCAAUAUUGAACGUACCAUCGGUCAAAUGGGAUAUGUUGUGGGUUGGGGUCUUGAUGAAGACAAUAAUCGUUUCACUGAGGAUCCACGGUUGGCGAAGCUGAAGAUAGUCAGCCGGAUGGAUUGCCUUAAUAAUGACAAGAGUUACUACGAUUCCACAUCUGAUCGCACCUUUUGCGCCGGUUUGUCAGGAAGCACUCCUUGCAGUGGUGACAGCGGAAGCGGACUGAUGAUUUUUGACUAUACUUUGCAACGUUUUCACUUACGCGGCGUCGUUUCACUAACGAUAAGCAAUGGACCCAUAGGAACAUGCGAUCCUACCAAAUUCGUCAUUUUUGCUGACGUCGCCAAGUAUCUACCUUGGAUUCAACAGCUGAUCUACCCUUACAGUAAUCAGUAAUCGCUUGCCUCAGAACGCAAGAUGUAUUAGUCGGCAAUCUUAUUAUGUAAGAUUUAUUAAAAACCAUGGCAUUUAAUUACGCAAAUGAUGUAAAAAUUAAAUUUACAAGAUUUUAUUUUUGACUUUUUACGGUAAUUUCUCGUAUCGUAAUGCAUUUAUCACAAUAGUAAAAUGAAACGUAUAAAGUAAUAUAAUGUAAUUAUCGUAUUAUUAUUGUAGGUUUAUAAAUAAUUAAGAAUAAAUCUUAUCGUAACACGUGC